Messenger RNA from Entelurus aequoreus (snake pipefish), 2774 nucleotides. RefSeq names its product intermediate filament protein ON3-like. NCBI's taxonomy places the organism in Eukaryota, Metazoa, Chordata, Actinopteri, Syngnathiformes, Syngnathidae. The coding region runs from base 1505 to 2575 and encodes 356 amino acids. The record is from RefSeq and is a predicted model, not a curated record. The transcript is spliced from 10 exons. Gene Ontology annotation, cellular component: keratin filament.
GUCCAGUUGGGGAUGAUUGAAUGCCCUGAGAAUACGAUGACUGUUUAUAAACGCGUCUUUGGAAAGUCUCACCGUGCUCUGCCCACCCUGAGCCUUGAUCUCCAGAUAUUUUUUCUGCCUGAGCAAAUCUUUGAGCUCCGUCUUGCUUGACUCCAGCUCUUCAGUGUUCUGUACCUCCUCAACCUUGAUGUUCUCAAACUACAGAUGAGGAACACGGUGAGGUCAACCAAAAGAACGAAGGAAGAAGAGUCCGGAUGUUAUCUAUACCUUCCUCUGGUACCAGUCCUCCGUCUCCUUCAGGUUCUUCACGGCUAGUUUGUCGUACUGCAUGCGGAUAUUGUAGACAAUCUCAGGCAAAUUGGAGUUCGGAGUUUCAAUCUCUACGUUCACCUCAGAGGUCUUGAUCCUUUCACGCAGGUGAUCUACGGCCUACACACACUCAAAUUAUAAACUCAAUUUACUUUCUUUGUGGGGUUUCUGUCUCACAUUUUUGUGGUCCUCCUCAAGAAUGGCCAGCUCAUCUUUCACCAGGUCAAUUUCCUUCUGCGUCUGCUUGUUGUUCUGCUUGGUGUCCUCAAUGUUCUUCUUCAGCUCCUCCAGAUCGUUUUCAAUGGCCUUGCGGACCUUUGUCUCGUCACUCAGCCUAGCAGACACACACGGCAAAACACAAACAUGCUCUCACUACUGUCUUUCUGAGAACCGCAGCUCUUUGGUUCUUUAGAAAUGCUUCCCAGGAGGUUAUUGUGAACUAACUUGUUCAUAAAGUCAACAUUGGCCAGCUUGGUGUUGUCAAUCUGGAGCAGCAGCUUGGCGUUAUCCAUGGUGAUGACUUUGAUCUGAAGGAAUGUGCUCAUUAUGAUCAAGUAUAUUUAGAGAGAGAAAGCGGGAGAGAGGACAACCUCAUUCUUGAGCUCGAUCAGCGGCUUCUCCACCUCAUCCCAGUCACGACCUUCUGGUGUUUUCCUUUUGACCAAAAUCUCAUCAAUCUCAUCCUUCAACUGCUGGUUCUCCUUCUCCAGCUGCUUCACCCUGCCCAGGUAUCCGGACAGACGGUCGUUCAGGCCUCGCAGGGUCUGUUUGUCGUCCAUGGGAGCGGACAAACCUGUGGCUUGACCGGCGGACGGACCGGCAGACAGUGCCACACUGGAGUCCUGCUCGACAUUGUUGUCUUUACGCAGCACGUUACGCAAACCCUCCAGGCUAGAGACCGACACCCUGGAGCCUCUUCCACCGGCACCUCCGAACAUGCUUGCAGCGGUGUUAAAAGGCAUUAUAAAGGAACAAGUGCACUAUGAGACUCAACACUCAAUUUGGAGGUAGGAUGAAUCCAGGUGAGUUUUAUACCCUCUUUGACCACCCCCACUUAUACUAUUGGCUCAUGGACCAACCUCACGGUUGAAACUCUGGUUUUUCUAGUCCCCUCUUUUGCUUUUUCUCUUCAGAUUGGAAACAAGCAGAGACGUAGGGAGGCGCCAGGCGGUCCUCCCCCGCUUUAAAAUCCAGAAUGUCCAAAGGCAGAGAUUACAGCAGCCAGUCGUACACUCCCGGCAGCGCCACGCCGGCCAAGAGCUACCCGACCAACAAAGUGGACUCGGCAGGGAAGUCCAGGGAGAGGGACGACAUGGUGGGACUCAAUGACAAGUUUGUGAGGCUCAUUGAAAAGGUGAAACACCAGGAAGAUGAGAACAGAAAGUUGGACGCCAAGCUGAAGAUCCUCAGGGAACAAGAGGCCUAUCAGGGCGGGGUUGAGGGCGUGGUCAAGCAGUUGGAGGAGGAGCUAAAGCAGCAGAUUGACAAGCUCCUCAAUGACCGAGCCAAGCUUGAGGAUGAGCUGCAUCGCAACCAGGACGUGUCGGAGAACACCAAGGAGAGGUAUGAGGAGGAGUUGCUGAAGAAAGCAGACCUGGAGAACGACUUCAUUAUCACCAAAAAGGAUGCAGAUGAAGGACACUUGGAAGCUGUCCAUCUGGCUCUGGAUUUGGAGGAUCUGAUUGGCCAGUUGGAGUUCCUGAGGGUCGGCCAUGACGAGGAGAUUAAAGAGCUGGAAUCUCACAUCCAGAACGAGACGGUGAUUUUACGAGAGAACAGCAAGCGGUUGUUGGACAUGGACGAGAUUGUAGACGGCGUCAAGAGUCAGUACGCCAACAUGGCCGCCCGCACCAGGGAGGAGGCGGACCACUGGAACCGGAAAAAGAUGGACGUCAUGGUUCUAAAAGCCGGACAACGUGAACAGGAAGUCAGGGAAAUAAGGAGGGAGAUCUCAGACGUGGUGCGCUUCAUCCAGAGGCUUAACAGCGAGCUGGAUGCCCUAAAGAGGAAGGAGGAGUCCCUGAAGAAGGACAUCAGCGACGCAACCGCGGAAGGCGACGCGAGCUUGGAGAGGGCCCGCGGCGACAUCGCUCAGCUGGAGGAGGCCUUGAGGAGAGCCAAGCACGACAUGGCGGGUCAGAUCCGCGAACACCAAGAACUGAUGAACCUCAAGCUGGCGUUGGAUAUCGAGAUCGUCACGUAUCGUAAGCUGCUGGAGGGCGAGGAGAUGAGGAUGAACGAGCUCAUGCGUCACUCAGAUUUCUAAAAAUAAGCAACCCACCAAUCCACGUCCUUACUUGCACGCAGACGUUCACCAGCAGCAGCUGCCACCUGAGGAGCCCAAAACAAGCCCGGACCUCACAUCCACAGUCCCCCGCCCAGCAAGUCCCCAAGGCAGGGGACAACGUAUGGUCAUCAAGGUGCAAGUGGAGGCAGGGAGGGUUGUGUCGGAAAGCUCUUCGUGU